AAUGGGCAAGUUUUCUGGGAAGAAAUGUCGGCUGCUGUCUAUGUUAUGGCUGACAGGCACAUUCUUUGUUGUGGAAUUGAUAGUCGGCUAUGUGACCAAUUCUAUGGCACUCGUAGCCGACUCCUUCCAUAUGUUGAGUGAUGUUGCCGCUCUUGUUAUUGCAUUCUUAUCAGUUAAGAUGUCACCAAAGAAAUGGUCAAAGAAUACAUUCGGAUGGGCACGGGCGGAAGUUCUGGGAGCGUUAGUGAAUGCGGUAUUCCUCGUGGCGUUAUGCUUCAGUAUAACAGUGGAGGCCGUGCAGAGGUUCAUCAAGAUAGAGACGAUACACAACGCGAAGUUGCUGGUGGCCGUCGGAACCCUCGGAUUGAUACUGAACAUCGUUGGAUUGUUUUUAUUCCAUGAACAUGGUAGCAGUCACGGCCACACACACGGCGGUGUUCCACCACCAGCAAACGUCAGACACCUCACAGAGCUAGUGAAUAGCAAUGCAGAUAUGGCACUAGGCCAUGCCGCCACCGAUACGGAAGAAACUGAUGAGAUGGUACCACCAAAGAUAGAUAAGAUACCGAGCAAGCAAGCACCCCGACCGACCUCUGAUCCAGGACAUUUGAAUAUGAAGGGAGUUUUUCUUCACGUCCUUUCCGACGCAUUAGGUUCGCUAAUAGUUGUGAGCUCGGCGCUGGUGGUCUGGCUCACUAAUUGGGAGUACAAGUACUACAUCGAUCCGGCUCUCAGUAUAGUUCUAGUCAUUUUGAUACUUGCCUCCGUGUGGCCGCUGUUGAGAGAAUCCGCCCUCAUCCUCUUGCAGACAGUUCCGACACACAUACAGGUUGACGCGAUACAAAGACGUCUCCUAGAGAAAGUGGAUGGCGUGCUCGCAGUCCACGAGUUCCACGUGUGGCAGCUCGCCGGCGACAGGAUCAUUGCGAGUGCUCACAUUAGGUGUAGAAAUUUAUCGGAGUACAUGAAGAUUGCAGAAAAAGUUAAGGAAUUCUUUCACAACGAAGGAAUUCACUCCACGACCAUACAGCCGGAAUUCGUGGAACUGCCUCUAGACGGCAAUGAGAUAAUGAGCGGCGCGUCCGCAGAAGCCCCGUGUGCACUGCACUGCCCGCCGAACGACCUGUGUCACAACGCCACGUGUUGCGGACCCAACCAGCAGAAACAAAGUACACCGUCCCCAACGGUCACUCCGUAUUUAUGCAGACAAAGGAACAUGGGCUCGCGGACGGAGUCGAUUAGUUCGAACCUUGGAACCGGCGGCCAAGGAAAUGCCACUGCGAGGAAUCUGGACGCGUUAGAGUGCGGGUCCCUUCUACCGUCCCCGAUGCCAGACGGACGCCUAGCUGUGUGACAUGCAGCCGCAUAGUGCCCCCACGUCACGUUACACAUUAGCUGUGAAAUUAAAACCUACACAAAUAAAAUCACUCACAUAAAUAGGUAAUUUUUUUUAAGGAAUGAAAUGUAUGAAAUAAAUGUUGGCAAUGAAUGAUGAUUUUAAAUCAUUUAUGUAAAAAAAUAUUUGUUUAUAAUCAAUGAAAAAAAAUAGUAUCUUACAAAUAAUUUCAACUUUCGUAUUCUGAUAUAACAAAUAAAAAAUAUCUCGUAACUGAGGACUCAUUUAACAUACUAUAAAAUAAUUGAUAAAGUAAUACAUGAGACGUCCAUAAGCCAGUGUUUCGGCCCAAAAAUUGAUAUAAUAUUAUUUUGAUCACGACACGGAAGUCUAAUGUCCAAAAAUGUCGGAAUUUUCGGCAAAAGUUCGAAAUUGUCAUUCCUUGCACUACCUAGCACAAAACAAUAUCAGUAAUUUAAAUUAAUAAUAAUUGUAUUCUCAAAUUAUUGUUCUGGAAUUCCAAUAUCUCAUGCGCGCUAUUAAUAUAUUUUUCUCAUUUUUGGUCCGAAAAAACCCUAUUGGACUCUCACCCUUCAUUAGAAUCGUUUUACUAAAUUAGGAUUUCAAAAAAAAAAACAACAAUGUGUUCGUAGACAUAAGCAUUUCACUUCUGUGUGUUAGUUAAUGUACCAAAUCACGAAGUUGGUUCUAUAUUAAAAAAAUCCUUUUACGGUAAUAGUGAUGAAUUGUGUUAAUAUAAUUUAUAGUCUACAAGACAAGUAUGUCAGGGUUAAUAGCUUAUAAGCGAUAUAUUAUAAAUGAUUAGGCAUAGUUAAGUGAAUAACACUGUUGCAUUAUUUUUUCUGUUUUCUUUUUUUUCUAUACAGCCUAAUCCUUUAUAUUAUUACGCCUAGUGAAUACAAAUAAUAUAAAAACUUUUCUGUCCUCUUUUCUGUUUUUAAUUUACGAAAUAUAAUUUUAAUUAAAAAAUAGUACAAAAGUACAAUUAACAUGUUUCUUUUUUAAAUAUUGCAAUAUAAUCUGAUAAAUAGAUACAUACAUCAUAAUUAUACAAUAUAUAUUCGUAUGUUUAAUAUAAGCCUUUGGACUUCAAGAACUGGCGAUAGGUUUCAUAGUGAUUAAUAAGAGAAUUUGUACAAUCAUAUAAACGACAAAUCUUUGUCCAAUGUAAAAUUAAA
This is a messenger RNA of Vanessa tameamea, 2535 nucleotides long. RefSeq lists its product as uncharacterized. NCBI's taxonomy places the organism in Eukaryota, Metazoa, Arthropoda, Insecta, Lepidoptera, Nymphalidae. Gene Ontology annotation, molecular function: zinc ion transmembrane transporter activity. Gene Ontology annotation, biological process: detoxification of zinc ion; zinc ion transmembrane transport; intracellular zinc ion homeostasis. The record is from RefSeq and is a predicted model, not a curated record. Gene Ontology annotation, cellular component: membrane. Bases 2 to 1354 code for a protein of 450 amino acids. The transcript has 9 exons.